Messenger RNA from Phaethon lepturus (White-tailed tropicbird), 544 nucleotides. Its product is annotated as protein fem-1 homolog C-like. NCBI's taxonomy places the organism in Eukaryota, Metazoa, Chordata, Aves, Phaethontiformes, Phaethontidae. The annotation marks the transcript as partial. The record is from RefSeq and is a predicted model, not a curated record. The transcript has a single exon. Gene Ontology annotation, molecular function: protein binding. Gene Ontology annotation, biological process: ubiquitin-dependent protein catabolic process. Gene Ontology annotation, cellular component: ubiquitin ligase complex.
AUGGAUCUAAAGACAGCAGUGUUCAAUGCAGCUCGUGAUGGCAAGCUGCAGCUCCUUUCCAAGUUACUGGCAAGCAAAACUAGAGAAGAGGUGGCCUUACUAAUGUCAGAAAAAACCAAUGGUGCCACACCACUUUUGAUGGCAGCCCGUUAUGGGCAUGUUGACGUGGUGCAAUACCUGUUGGACUAUUGCUCUGCUUCUAUAGAAAUUGGCGGUUCGGUUAAUUUUGAUGGUGAGACCAUUGAGGGAGCUCCACCAUUAUGGGCAGCAUCAGCUGCUGGCCACUUGAAGGUGGUUCAGUGUCUGUUAGAUCAUGGUGCAUCUGUCAACAACACAACUCUAACAAAUUCAACUCCGCUUAGAGCUGCCUGUUUUGAUGGUCACCUGGAAAUAGUAAAAUGUCUUGUGGAGCACAAAGCAGACUUGGAAGUAUCAAACCGUCAUGGGCAUACGUGCUUGAUGAUCUCAUGUUACAAAGGCCACAAAGAAAUCGCUCAGUAUUUACUUGAAAAAGGAGCUGAUGUUAACAGAAAAAGUGUUAAAG